Molecule: messenger RNA, 213 nt
Organism: Lactuca virosa
Lineage: Eukaryota; Viridiplantae; Streptophyta; Magnoliopsida; Asterales; Asteraceae
Source: the annotation of a GenBank genome assembly
AUGUUCUCUGCGUCUGAUUGGAAGCAUUGGGCGGUGGUAUCAGCCUAUCAGACCAGUGAACGGUGGAAAGCAAAGAACACCACCACGUGUGGUAAAUCUGGAGCAGAAUGCACGUGUCGACUUCUACUACUUAUUUGCGUUUCUAUUUUGCAUCCGCGUCUAUCUUCGUCUGCUCUUGGCGGUCUCUAUUUCUUCUUUAGGUGUUCGAUGUAA